AUGCGGAAUCACUGGAUUGUUACGCUGCUUGCUGUCGCUAUCUUUGCAGCUGGAAAUGCUGCCGUGGCGACGACGGCCGUCGGUCACCAGGUCCUCAGCUCUUCGACGCGUAAGUUGCGAGCCCACACUGAAGUUGGCGACGAGAGAGCAAACAGUCCAAGCCUCAGUGUCUAUGAGAACCUCGCUAGAGCUCUACCGAAACUUUUACAGGACGAUGAGAUAACGGUGCUGGCAGGUAAGGCGCUGGCAAAGAAAACCUCCUCGUCGGACGUUGUUUUUCUGAUGCUCGGGCUUGACAAGGGGCUGCCAGGGAUCCUAAGCAACCCCAACCUAAAACAAUUUGCUUACUAUCUCGAAUUAACGGAAAAAGCGCCGACUCAGACCCUGGUUACAAAGUUGGUCAAUCAAUACGGAGACGACGUGUUGGCGAAAUACCUCUUCGAUAUCAAACACCAUGCGAUCAAUGUGAACAAGGGAGUCAAAGACGAAGCUGCGUCGCUGCAAGUUGCGCAGUUUAUCAAAUGGAUCUAUGAAGGGGUAACGCCGUCUAAGGUGAGGGAAAAGCUCGACGUCCGUCCUGAAACGUGGAGCCGGAACCCCUAUGAAGGUGUGUAUGACGAGUUCACUCGCGGCUAUAUUGCUAUAAGAAGCAAGUCAAGGAGCCCCGUGGCUAUUUGA
Molecule: messenger RNA, 678 nt
Organism: Phytophthora infestans T30-4
Lineage: Eukaryota; Oomycota; Peronosporomycetes; Peronosporales; Peronosporaceae
Product: secreted RxLR effector peptide protein, putative
Exons: 1
Coding region: 1-678 (225 amino acids)
Source: RefSeq, a predicted model, not a curated record